This is a messenger RNA of Aspergillus campestris IBT 28561, 923 nucleotides long. RefSeq names its product RTA1 domain-containing protein. The transcript is spliced from 3 exons. The record is from RefSeq and is a predicted model, not a curated record. The coding region runs from base 30 to 923 and encodes 297 amino acids. Gene Ontology annotation, cellular component: plasma membrane; fungal-type vacuole. NCBI's taxonomy places the organism in Eukaryota, Fungi, Ascomycota, Eurotiomycetes, Eurotiales, Aspergillaceae.
CGGAACCUGAAACCCACUUACUCAUCGCCAUGUCCGACUCUGAUUUUGUUUGUACGCUCGACACCUGCCCUAUCGAAUAUGGCUACAUCAAUUAUCAGCCAAAUAUUGCAGGGAACCUCUUCUUUGUGGCUCUCUACGGCGUCCUUCUUCUCGCGCAGCUGACGCUAGGAAUAUUCAAUCGUACAUGGAGCUUCAUGAUAGCAAUCAUCCCAGGCCUCAUCCUGGAAAUACUAGGUUAUUUGGGACGAUACUUUCUUCACAACAACCCAUUUAGUUUCGAUAAUUUUCUACUUUACCUCAUCUGUCUGACAAUAGCCCCGGCCUUCUUCACCGCUGCGAUCUACCUAUGUCUCGCGCGAAUCAUCAUCGUCCACGAAGGCGAGGACAUAUCCCGACUGCGUCCCCGGACAUACACUAUCAUCUUCAUCUGCUGCGACGUGAUCUCACUGAUCCUGCAAGCCGCUGGAGGAGCAAUCACUUCCAUCGCGGAAACUGAUUCCCUGCGAGACACAGGCGUCAACAUCAUGAUCGCGGGCCUGGCCUUCCAAGUUGUGUCGCUGGCUCUGUUCAUGGCACUUUCGCUAGAGUUUGCGUAUAGCGCCUGGAGGCGCUCGCGAAAUACCACCGCAGCUGCAGACAAGGAAGGUACAUACGCUGAUGUACGAGAAAGUUUGAAGUGGAAGUUAUUCCUUGUUGCUCUCGCGGUCGCCACGGUCACCAUCUUCGUUCGGUCGUUCUUCCGUGUUUUUGAGCUUAAGGGAGGGUUCGAUAGUCGGUUGGCGAAUGAUGAGGUGGCUCUGAUGAUACUGGAGAGCGGUAUGGUUGCCAUUGCGUGUAUCUGCCUGACAGUGCUCCACCCCGGGGUUGCGAUGGGAAGAGCUUGGGGACAAAUUAAAAUGUCUACUUCCAGGCGGGGUGCGUAA